AUGCUCCUCGCCAAUCUAGCCAAGCUUGACGGUUUCGAAACCAUAUUGGAAAGGAAACAAACCGCCCCCUCGGCUCUCGGCUCCGACGACUCCAUCAUGAACCAGCUCAUGGACCUCUUCGUCAAGGGCCAGGACGGCGCAUACAACAAGAAAGCCGACUUUGACUACCUAGCAUAUGUAUUCGCUGAUUUGUCCAAACACGAGCAAGUCCGAAAAUAUUUCCUCACGGAGCAGAAGUACGACGGGGUCAUCCCCCUCACUAAGAUUAGAGUCUUCACAGAGCACAAAUCAGACGUCAGACGGAAAGGGGUAGCGAGUACCAUCAAAAACGUCGCUUUUGACAUCGACUCGCACCCUAUGUUUCUAGACGAGGAUGGCAUUAAUCUCUUACCCUAUGUGUUGCUCCCUAUUACCGGAAAUGAAGAGUACGAGGUGGAGGAUACGAUGGAGAUGCUGCCGGAUCUGCAGCUGUUGUCGCCGGACAAAAAGAGAGACUCGGACAGGAAUAAUAUCCAGACGCAUAUUGAGACGUUGACGCUGUUGACGACGACGAGAGAAGGCAGGGAACUGAUGAGGAGAGUGAAGGUGUACCCGAUUAUCAGAGAGACGCAUUUACGGGUGGAUGAUGAGGGCGUCAGAGAGGCUUGCGAGCGGUUGGUGCAGGUUUUGAUGAGGGACGAGGAAGGGGAAGGGGAAGAGGGCGGUGCAAGUAGUAGCGUACAGGAGGUUGAUGAGGAUGACGAGAUUGUUGAAGUGUAA
Messenger RNA from Metarhizium acridum CQMa 102, 759 nucleotides. Its product is annotated as Protein hgh1. The record is from RefSeq and is a predicted model, not a curated record. NCBI's taxonomy places the organism in Eukaryota, Fungi, Ascomycota, Sordariomycetes, Hypocreales, Clavicipitaceae.